AUGAUGGAGAUGAUGUUGGAUGUGAAUCACCAAAGAAUCAAAACGAAUGGUAUAUGGAUCCACGUAGCUGAAAAAGGGACUGGACCGCUUGUUUUGCUGCUUCAUGGCUUCCCAGAAAUCUGGUAUGCUUGGCGCCAUCAGAUUACCUUCUUGGCCAACCAUGGCUACCAUGUGGUUGCACCUGACUUGAGAGGAUAUGGAGACUCUGAUUCACCUCUCACCCCCUCUUCUUACACUUUCUUCCACGUAGUUGGCGAUCUAAUUGGCCUGCUUGAUCACUUUGGCGCACAACAGGCCUUCGUGGUGGGAAUCGACUGGGGAGCACUGGCUGCUUGGUACCUCAGCCUGUUGAGGCCAGAUAGAGUUAAGGCAGUCAUAGCUCUUUCUGUUCCAAUUUCACCCAGAUUUCCCAAUGUUAAAUAUCUCGAAUCCUUUGAGCAAAUGUUUGGAAAUGACUUCUACAUUUGUCAAUUUCAGGAACCAGGGAGAGCAGAAAGGUCAUUCUCGAGGUACGAUUAUCUCACAGUGAUGAAGAAGUUCCUUCUCACGACGCAGACUGAUCUGUUCAUAUCACCACCUGGAAUGGAGAUAAUUGACUAUUUAAGAACCCCUUCAUUCUUGCCAUCCUGGAUUACAGAAGAAGAACUACAAGUAUUUGCUGACAAGUUCCAGGAGACUGGAUUCACAGGAGCUUUCAACUACUACCGAGCUAUGGAUAUCAACUGGAAGCUUCUAGCACCAUGGCAAGGGUCAAAGAUAUCAGUUCCGGCUAAACUAAUAGUCGGUGACAAGGAUAUCGGAUUUGAUUCAGGGGGAACAAGGGAAUACAUAGAGGGAAAUAUAUUCAAGAAUUUAGUUCCCAACCAUGAAGUUGUCAUCAUUGAUGGUCAUCACUUCAUACAACAAGAGAAGCCUCAACAAGUUUCGGAUGAAAUUUUAUCCUUUCUCGAAAAACACUGUUAA
Messenger RNA from Fraxinus pennsylvanica, 963 nucleotides. NCBI's taxonomy places the organism in Eukaryota, Viridiplantae, Streptophyta, Magnoliopsida, Lamiales, Oleaceae. The record is from the annotation of a GenBank genome assembly.